AUGGCUGGACACCUUCUAGGAGACGCAAGCUUCAAAAGAGACAUCCAAAAACAGCUCAACAACCUCCUGCAAGCAAGACCAAAUCAAGUCAGAUCCAAAGGAGACAUGACAAAAGAACGCCUGCGAAUGUUGAGGGAAUGCAAGCAUUUACGAUCUCGAGAACGAUUUAUCGUCAAGUCAAAAUUACAGGAAGCGUCCUUCCCAUCCGAAAUCGACGGCUAUCUGGCAUCUUUCGAGAAAGAUCCCGAGCUUUCCUGUCAAUUGUCGGAUCCACUCAAUGCUUCCGCCUUUCCUCUACUUCACCACAAACAACUAGAAAAUGACCCAACUCCUACUCCAACUUUCCAACCAGUUCUUAAUGAUGCUCUGUUUCUGAGAGGCGACAUUGAUUCUGCCAGUGUCGCAUCUGUCAACACAUUGGAUGACGAGGUGCAUUCAUUCAAAUCGAAGCUUGACUCGGCCGAAGCAGAGUCAACCAGCCAUGCGUCUUCUGAAUACCAGCCAAUCAACCCCGAAAAUGACGCUGAUGGUAAAGACGAUGCCAGCAUCAUUUCGAGUACAAAAUCUACACGCUCGCUCAUCAGCCUCACGAGUCUGAAAAGGCGAUUACAAUUUAGAUACUCAACCUCUGACCUAGGCGACAUCAAAUCUCUACUAGGAAGGCUCACGAUAUCUCGAUCGUCCGAAGUAUCAUAUCCUCAUACCAUUACAACUCUGAAUAUACAGCCUAUUCCAGCACGAAUUGAAAACCCAGUCGUCUUGCCUGGCAUAUAUCCUCAGUAUUGCUGGGAACAUAUUUGUCACAACGAGCUUGCACGGUGCGACGAUAUUAGGUUACCUUGUAAUCGUGGUCCUAUCUAUCAACCCUUGGGCCUGGAAACUCACAGAUCGAUACAUCCAAAUGUUCUAUUCAGAAUUCGGACUUGUGCAGUACGAGAGGAGGAUCUCGAAAGCGUGGACACAUUUGGAAAUUCUGUCCUCCACAUCGCUGCAUGUCUAGGAGCAGCGCCAACUUAUCUAACAUCCAUGAUCAUUAUGGGCGCCAACAUCCACAGCCUCAAUAACGCGGACCAAACAUUCCUACACUUGAUCAGUCUUUCGGACAUCUCAGCCAUCAGAGACUUUCCCGCUCUCCUUGGAGCGCUGGUCAAACGACGCUUCAAUUUCCAGCAACAAGAUCAUAAUGGACAAACAGCGCUGCACUCUCUUACUCAGUACUCGACUCCUUGGAGAGUUCUUAGUGGCAUGCUGCAGUCUUUUCAAUUCCAUGGCAUUGAUCUACCAACUUCUCGGGAUAAUCGAGGAUAUACUGUGGCCGAGCAACUACGGGAACAAGGCUUCAAAUUGAGUUGGCCAUAUGAUGAAGAACACUUCUUGACCACGCCCGAUGUCGCAUCUCAGCCUCAGCCUCAAAAACAUCUCCGUGUCUCUUCAUAUCCCACAGAUCCCCAAACAAUCAACUCCAAAUUUCUCCUAUCAGCGAGCCCCGAGUUACUGCAGGAAUAUGAAAAACACGCAGAACUCCUACGUGUCAUAGUCCAAGCCGGCAAGAACCCCUCCUUCGAAGACUCAGAAGGACGAAACGGCCUACACUGCUUAGCAGAAGUCCGUCUCGACCUCCCAACUUCAAAGGAACCAAAUGAUGGUAUCGACCCUGCUCUCAACAGUCCUUGGGAACAAUACAUGGAACAACUCCUCCUCGCAGGCGUAGACCCAAAUCGAUACGACAAACACGGCUCCACACCCCUCAUGUCAUUCAUCACCCACUGGCCCACCAAAGACGAAGCCCUUACCACCGCGCUCCUCAACCGCCUCAUCGCCGCAGGUGCCAACAUCCACCUCCGCAACCGACUCGGCGAAACAGCCCUCCACAUCGCAGUCAAACUCGGGCACCGCGCAGCAACCAAAGUCCUGCUCUCACACGGAGCGAACGUCCACGCAAGGACUAGUACCGGUCACGGUAUCCUCGCGCUUGGAACAAGGUACAGCAACCGAGCUGUGCAUGAUGAGGUUUUGUACGCGCAGAUUUCGCUGUGUGUUUGUCUUGUUGCUAAUGCGGGGGCGGUUUCUGCGCCGACUAUCUUGCAUGAGUGGGCUUCAAGUGAUUUUAGGGUUCUUCCUGAUCAGGGACCUAGAGAGGAAGGGAGGAGAAGCAAGGUUGACAGGCAUGGGGUGCCGGUGAUUGGUUAGAUCUUUUGCUAAGUUUUAGAGCUUUUCUUUUGUGUUUGUUUGCAAGGGUUUGGCGCGAUUCGCGCUAUUCGCGCAAUCCUCGCUCUUGACAGCGAUUUGGGUACGGAAGCCUCGCUACUAUUCUUAAUCCCAGCAUUCUAUUUUCUUCUGAAUUUAUCUAUUUCUGUCAAGAGAGCAAAAGCGCUUCUGUAGCUGAUCCGCUUUAAAACUGG
Messenger RNA from Mollisia scopiformis, 2402 nucleotides. Its product is annotated as ankyrin. NCBI's taxonomy places the organism in Eukaryota, Fungi, Ascomycota, Leotiomycetes, Helotiales, Mollisiaceae. The record is from RefSeq and is a predicted model, not a curated record. The transcript is spliced from 3 exons. The coding region runs from base 1 to 2190 and encodes 729 amino acids. Gene Ontology annotation, molecular function: protein binding.